GUUCAGUUUUAUAGGUUAGAGAGCAAACCUAAACAUUGUCAUCACUAUGGCAGAGUUAGACGGAAAUGCUGUUCUAGCACAAUCCCUAAAGGAACAGGGAAUCGAAUAUGUAUUUGGUAUAGUCGGAAUACCAGUAAUUGAGCUCAGUAUGGCCCUACAACAACAUGGUAUCCAUUAUAUUGGGAUGCGUAAUGAGCAAGCGGCUUGUUACUCUGCCCAAGCCAUAGGAUACCUUACUGGUACCCCGGGAGCGGUUCUGGUGGUAUCAGGACCUGGACUUCUCCACACUUAUGGAGGAAUGGCCAACGCUCAGAUCAACUGCUGGCCAAUGUUGGUUAUUGGAGGGUCUUGCCCAGAGGAUCAUGAAGGUAUUGGUGGAUUUCAAGAAUGCAACCAAGUGGAAUUAUCCAGACCGUAUUGCAAAUAUUCAGCAAGACCUCCAAGCGUACAACUCAUUCCACAACACGUUGAAAACGCAGUAAGAUAUGCCAAAGUAGGAAGACCCGGUGUGUCUUACUUAGACUUUCCUGCAAAUAUACUUGCAGGAAAAAUCCUAGAGACUGCAAUAACAACUUCACCAGGACCGGCAGAAAUCCCUCUAAUUUAUCCUGACCCAAAAGAGAUUGAAAAAGCCGUAGAAAUAUUAUUAAAAGCCCAAAGACCAUUGGUAAUUAUUGGUAAGGGUGCGGCGUAUUCCAGAGCUGAACAACAAAUCCGUGACUUAAUCAAAAAUACUAACUUGCCAUUUUUGGCGACACCAAUGGGUAAAGGUGUAGCACCAGAUACAUCACCAAACUGUAUAGCUUCAGCUAGAUCUACAGCUCUACUUAAAGCCGAUGUAGUUUUACUUUUGGGCGCCCGUUUGAACUGGAUUUUGCAUUUCGGUAGAACUCCCAGGUAUGCUGCUGAUACUAAGUUCAUACAAAUCGAUCUGAACCCUGAAGAGUUACAUAACAGCGUGAGAUCCUCAGUAGCAAUUCAAAGUGAUAUUAAAACAGCCGUUGAAGCACUAAUUAUCGGUCUACAAAAACGUACAUACAACUUUUCCAAUCAAAGCGAAUGGUGGAAAGUUUUGCUAAGGAAAUGCGAGGAAAAUAAAAAGGCAGUUCAAGCCAUGGCAAGUGACGUUAACACGCCCUUAAAUUAUUAUGCCGUCUUUAAACAUAUAUUUGAAUUGUUGCCGAAAGAUUGUAUUAUUGUUAGUGAAGGGGCUAACACCAUGGAUAUCGGUAGAACGAUGUUGUUGAACGAUUUACCUAGACACAGACUGGAUGCUGGUACUUUUGGAACUAUGGGGGUUGGUCCUGGUUUUGCUAUCGCAGCAGCUUUAUAUUGCAGACACUAUGAGCCAACUAAAAGAGUAAUUUGCGUUGAGGGCGAUUCGGCUUUUGGCUUUUCAGGAAUGGAAGUCGAAACUAUGGUUCGUUAUAAACUUCCCAUCACCAUCAUUAUUGUUAAUAAUUCUGGAAUAUACGGUGGUAUGGACGAGGAGUCGUAUAGGGAAAUACAAGAGGCUGGUGGUAAAGAUGAUAUAACUAAAAUGACUCCACCAACCAGUCUAUCAUAUGCUGCAAGGUACGAAAAAAUGAUGACCAUUUUUGGAAAGUCUGGAUUUUUCUGUAAAACUAUUCCAGAGUUGCAAAAUGCAGUGAGGGAAUCAUUAAAAAUUAAUGAUAGUCCUAGUAUUAUCAACGUUAUUAUAAAUCCUACUGCAGAUAGAAAACCACAAGCUUUUAACUGGUUGACAGAGUCUAAAUUAUAAAUUUUUCAUAUUAAAUAAAAAGCUUCCUAUUUA
Messenger RNA from Brassicogethes aeneus, 1795 nucleotides. The record is from the annotation of a GenBank genome assembly. Lineage: Eukaryota; Metazoa; Arthropoda; Insecta; Coleoptera; Nitidulidae.